CUGAUGAUCUCCACGUGUAUUGACGCUUGUAAACUAUUCUUACUCCAUCGUUGAAGAAACUGAUCCUUCACUGACAGAUUGACAUUGCAUAUAUCACUACCUCCAACAUCGCUUACCUCCCCUUUGAUGUGUUCCGCGUGCUCGGCCAGUACAUAAUUUACGAGGAAGGUGUUAUUCAAGUGAUGCCUACUAGCUUAUAAAGUUAUCAGAAACGGUGCUGUAUGGUUUAUUACAACAGACGAUGUUGUGGUUGUAGCAACAGACGAUGUUGUGGUUGUAGCUGAUCUGCCCAAUACAUUGACCGCAUAAUCAAACGUGGGGCCUCUGGACACUUCAGUCAAACAUUGGACGAUUCAACUUUAUUUCUUUAAGUCAUCACCGUGAAUAUGUUUACUUGGAGACUGUUAUCGGUACUACUUGUGUCGGUUCUGACCCAGUACAAGCACAUUCGAGGCGAUGCCGGUUCUGUCCUCCAAAUACUGUUCAAGGACUUCUAUGCCUGGCGCUUGGCGGACUCGCCGCAGUUCGCGACCUACGUGGGGACGUACCGCUUCAACGACAGGCUCCAGUCCUUCAAUGUGUCAAAGAUGAUAGAGAGAUAUAACAUAGCAGACGGGUUCCUUUUCGACCUUGAGCAGAUAGAUCCCGCCGAACUGUGUGACUCUGACGUCAUAAACUACCGUAUCUUCAAAGAUGUGUUGACCACCUACGUGAAAGGCUUCAAGUGGAGCAGAUUCGGGUCGCUAAAUCCUCUGAACUUCCUGGAGGGUAUACAUCUGGACCCGGUCCACGACGUAGAGGCCACGCCCUUCUUCACACGCGGAGACUAUGAGAACUUCAUCGCCCGUCUUCAGGACACUCCAUUCCAGCUCAGCGAGUACAAAGACCUGUACAGAACUGCUAUAACAAUAAAUCGGACCUCGCACAACGCGUCAGUGGAUCGUGUGCCGGGGCAGAUAGAGAGGCUGCUGGUGGACCCGGAAGAAUCGGCCUUCUACCAACCAUUCACAGAUAUUCUUGAAGAGCUGCCAAUAGACGAUCAAGUCAAAUUGGACUUGAGAGACAGAGCUCGCGCUGCAUAUCAAGGUGUACUUCAAGCAUUCCAUGACUUGAAGGCAUUUCUGGAAAUAGAAUAUUUCCCAAACACAAGGCCAAAAUGGGGUGUAGGAUCUCUACACUACGGACUGGACUAUUACAAGGCCUGUCUUGAAUGGCAUCUGUCCACAGACAUGAGUCCAGAGAGGGUUCAUCAGAUAGGACUGCAGGAAGUGGAGAGGAUCAAAGGGUUGAUGGAGAAGGCCAUGGAAAGACAGAACUUCAAAGGAUCUGUUGCAGAGUACUUUGCGAUGUUAAAGAACGACACCUCAUUGCAUAUGGAAACAGAGGAGGAACUGCUGGAGGCAUACCAGAAAAUUGUAAAUGAGCGCGUGAGACCACGACUGCCUGAAGUAUUCAAUAAUCUUCCAAAUCUACCAGUAAAGGUGGAGCCCAUGCCGUAUGAUGGUCCGGGGGGACAGUAUAUAUCUGGAUCCGAGGAUGGCUCAAGACCCGGUAUUUUCCUCGUCAAUCUGUACCGACCAAAAGAAACGGGAACGUACGUCAUGGUGCCUAUCACGCUGCAUGAAUCAAUACCCGGCCACCACCUGCAGGCUAGCUACGCCCUGAAAGCAAGCCUACCGAGUUUCCGGCGGAACACGGAGUUUUCUCGGUAUUACGAGGUGCCGUUCCAUUUCCCCUUUUAUACAGCAUACGUAGAGGGCUGGGCACUAUACGCUGAAUCACUCGGAGAAGAGCUUAACUUCUAUGAGCACGACCGUGAACUCAUGGGCCGGUACAGCCUAGAGAUGUUCCGGGCUUGUAGACUGGUCGUGGAUUCAGGACUGCAUUAUUAUGGAUGGGAUCGAGAAGAAGCGAUUCAGUACAUGCUCAACUACACAUCAUUCUCCCGGGUGGAAAUGACGAUAGAGGUCGACCGAUAUAUCACGUGGCCAGGUCAGGCAUGCGCAUACAAGAUUGGCGAAAUCAAAAUCAAAGAGUUGCGGAAGAGGGCAGAGGAGGCAUUAGGUGAGCUCUUUGACAUCCGGGAAUUCCACUCCGUGGUGCUGGAGAACGGACCAAUGCCUCUCACCAUCCUGGAGGAGAUCGUGGACCACUGGAUCCUGAACUACAGACCCUCCAAAGUAGAGGAGACGUGCACAGACUCUGCACAUGCACAUCACGUCUCCGUUCUAAUGGCUCUGUGUCUCAUCACACUCAGUCUGUCUUAGU
Messenger RNA from Haliotis rubra (blacklip abalone), 2268 nucleotides. RefSeq lists its product as uncharacterized. The transcript is spliced from 18 exons. The coding region runs from base 387 to 2267 and encodes 626 amino acids. The record is from RefSeq and is a predicted model, not a curated record. NCBI's taxonomy places the organism in Eukaryota, Metazoa, Mollusca, Gastropoda, Lepetellida, Haliotidae.